UUGGGUUUUUUUUCUUGCUGCUUGGGAAUCAGUAAGUCGUAUGGAAAGUUCUUGAACCUCAACGAGCAUAUUGUUGAUGUGUUUAAAGUUGUCUGUGGCACGGGAACGAUUCUUUGCAGGACGUGCAUUUUGUGUGUGAAAGGAGAUUGUUCCACCCCAUCGGAAGGUGUGAAGGGAGGGACUCUGAAUAUGUCGGGCAUAGCUCUUAGCAGACUUGCACAGGAGAGAAAAGCCUGGAGAAAAGAUCAUCCAUUUGGAUUUGUAGCAGUACCUACAAAAAAUCCAGAUGGCACAAUGAACCUAAUGAACUGGGAGUGUGCUAUUCCAGGAAAGAAAGGGACACCCUGGGAAGGAGGCUUAUUUAAACUACGGAUGCUUUUCAAGGAUGACUACCCUUCUUCACCCCCAAAAUGUAAAUUUGAACCACCGUUAUUCCACCCAAAUGUGUAUCCUUCAGGCACCGUGUGUCUCUCCAUCUUAGAGGAGGAUAAGGACUGGCGGCCAGCAAUCACAAUUAAACAGAUCUUGUUAGGAAUACAAGAACUUCUAAAUGAACCAAAUAUUCAAGACCCAGCUCAAGCAGAGGCUUACACAAUUUACUGCCAAAACAGAGUGGAAUAUGAAAAGAGGGUUCGAGCACAAGCCAAGAAGUUUGCACCAUCAUAAGCAUUUGUCAUGCAGCAUCUUAAAAAGGAAGGGAUUGGUUUGGCAAGAACUUGUUUACAAAACUUUUGCAAAAUCUAAUGUUGCUAUGUACAAUUAAUAUCCACAUGAGGGGAGGGGGUUGUAUGUGUGCCAUUUUCCAUAUUCGCCAGUUGUAUACAGUUCUAAAUUUGCUGAAUUGCCCCCAGUUUUUUCAUACAGGGUCUCUUCCUUCAGUCUUUUGUAUUUUUGAUUGUUAUGUAAAACUUGCUUUUAUUUUAAUAUUGAUGUCAGUAUUUCAACUGCUGUAAAAUUAUAAACUUUUAUACUUCUAUAAAUUCACUAGUAUCUCUAGUUACUUUGCUAUCUGAUGCAGGCAUGCUUUAAAAUGUUAGAACUAUAUUUAGCCUCUAGCUGGCUGUAUAAAACAAAAAUCAUGCCCUCCACCCCCUUCCCUCCCUGAAUUUGUUUUUUCUAUCUUUCAGAAACUAGGUUGUUAUUGCUUAAGAGCCUCUGAGAUCCAAAGUUAGCCAGCAUCCUUACUCUGCAUCACUUUCUUUGUGUUUAUAUGGCAUUCUGUCUGUGUUGCUGUUUAGAGUAAAUAAACUGUUUAUAUAAAGGGCUUUGUUUCAUUUAUCUUCAUUAAAAUUAUUAAAAGACUGCCAUUUAAAUGGCUCUGAACACAA
Messenger RNA from Parus major (Great Tit), 1328 nucleotides. RefSeq names its product ubiquitin conjugating enzyme E2 I (gene UBE2I). Gene Ontology annotation, molecular function: SUMO conjugating enzyme activity. The coding region runs from base 190 to 666 and encodes 158 amino acids. NCBI's taxonomy places the organism in Eukaryota, Metazoa, Chordata, Aves, Passeriformes, Paridae. Gene Ontology annotation, cellular component: nucleus. The record is from RefSeq and is a predicted model, not a curated record. The transcript is spliced from 7 exons. Gene Ontology annotation, biological process: protein sumoylation.